AUGUUCGCCCGGACUACAAUCUCUCGGGGCACCCCCCAAUGGCUCUCAGCAGUCUCUAACCAGCGCCGUGGAAUGGCUGCUGCCGUCGCAAACCCGUUCCACUACUCGGUCGCCGAUGCCACCGGGAUUAAGGUUACCAGCAGGGACGACGGCGGCCCUACUACGAGCCUUGCUAUUGUUGCUCGCGGUGGAAGCAGGUACGAGAGUGCCCCGGGUGUUGCUCACGCUUUGGAAAAGUUUGCUUUCAAGAGCACCACAAAACGUUCCUCGUUGCGUCUCCAGCGUGAAUCCGAGCUUCUCGGUGGUACUCUGUCUUCCUCUCUGUCCAAGGAGAACAUUGUCCUCCGAGCAAAUUUCUUGAGAGAUGACCUCCCAUACUUUGUUGAGGCCCUCGGGGAAGUCCUUACAAAGACCAAAUACACUCCCCACGAAUUCGACGAAGAAGUGUCCGAGACGAUCUCAUACGAGCUCCAUAACCAUGCCCACACCGCUUCAAGCAUUGCGCUUGAGAAUGCUCACAACGUCGCUUUCCACAAUGGUCUUGGGUCACCCACCGUUGCCCUGACCAAGAAGUACCUCAACGAUGUCACCGUUCCAUCAUACGCCGCCUCUGUGUACACUCGCGGCAACAUCGCUAUUGUCGCUUCUGGAGCGCCCCAAGCUGCCCUUGAGAAGUGGACUAAGGAGUUCCUCGCUGAUGUCCCCGCCGGCAACGGUCCUUCCACCACCCCCGCUAAGUACUACGGAGGUGAGAAUCGUGUCUACACUCCUGUAGGAAACGCCCUUACCAUCGCCUUCCCUGGCAGUGCUGGCGCCCCCAAGUUCCAGCCGGAGUACACUGUCCUUGCCUAUCUCUUGGGUGGACAGUCCACCAUCAAGUGGAGCACCGGAUCUUCACUGCUUUCUCAGACCACUGCUGGGAUUCAAGGCGUAUCUGCUGUGGCCAAGCACUCCGCCUACACCGACGCCGGUCUCCUCCACAUCACAAUCUCUGGACCCGCAUCAGCGUUGAAGUCGGCUGGAACCGCGGCGGUUAAGGCGAUCAACGAGUUGGCUAAUGUCAAGGCGGAGGAUGUCAAGAAGGCUAUUGCCCAGGCGAAGUACGAUGUCCUUGCGGCUAUUGAGGACAGGUCUAUCGGUUUGGAGGUUAUUGGACAGGCUGUUAUUGCUAGUGGGAGUGCGCCACAGGUGGCGGACACUGUUAAGGGUUUGGAAGGUGUCACAUUGGAUGCUGUGAAGAAGGCUGUCAAGAGCAUUCUUGGCGGAAAGGCUACAUACGCUGCUGUCGGAGACGUGCAUAUGUUGCCAUAUGCGGAGGAGCUUGGAUUGAAGGUUUAG
This is a messenger RNA of Morchella importuna, 1338 nucleotides long. RefSeq lists its product as uncharacterized. Gene Ontology annotation, molecular function: metal ion binding. The record is from RefSeq and is a predicted model, not a curated record. Gene Ontology annotation, cellular component: mitochondrion. Lineage: Eukaryota; Fungi; Ascomycota; Pezizomycetes; Pezizales; Morchellaceae. The transcript is spliced from 4 exons. Bases 1 to 1338 code for a protein of 445 amino acids.